AUGUAUUAUUGCAACACUUGUAGCCAGCUGCUGUGUGGAGCUUGCAGGGAAACAACUCACAAGGCCAAGAUGCUCUCCAGCCACGAUAUCGUCUCCCUUGCUAAGCGCACGAUGGAGGCCCACAAAAUGUGUGGUGUGUUAAAACUCAGAUCUUCUUCAAUCUUAAAGUGUUACUUACCCCUUUAAAAACAGCUAGAUAUAUUUUAUGGAUAAACUAGCAGGUGCACAGAAAAUGUUGGUGAAAAUGUUGGUGAAAUCCAAGCUCAAAUUCUCUGUUCUCUGAGAUUCCAUUGUAAUGUCUGUAUGUCUGUCUGUCUGAUCAUGACUGUCUGUCUGCCCACAGCCCUCCACGAUGAGCUAGCUGCACAUCAUGUUCUCCACAGAGAAGUCCAUGCUGUCGAUCAACUGUUUCAGAGAUAUUACAGUCAGCUCCUAUCCCUAAUAUUUUAUCAUUUAAAUAAUUAAAUAAUCAACCAUUAAGCAAUUAAAACUGUGUGUGUGUCAUUCAGCAUGAGCAGAGCCCACUGCAUUGACAUUGAGACAGCGUAUAUGCAAAGCUGUGAAAGGCUGGACCAAGCCGUCAUAGUGAGUGCAUUCUCCUAAUUAUAACUCUAUUACCUACUUGUUCGAUAUUGCUGUAGGACAGGCAUCAUCAACUAGAUUCAGCUGUGGGACGAUUUUUCCUUGAGCGGAUGAGCCAGAACAUAAUAAAAAAUAAUUUGUAGACUGCAAAUUGACCGCAAGAAGCCUAAACAAAUAUAAUAUUUGACUAAAACAUAAUCAUUUCAAACCUUUUCCAGCAUGAUGGAGCACCUUGCCAUGAGGCAAAAGUGAUAACUAUGUGGCUUGGGGAAUAAAACAUCGAAAUUUUGGGUCCAUGGCCAGGAAACUCCCCAGACCUUAAUCUCAUUUAGAACUUGUGGUCGAUCCUCAAGAGGCGGGUGGACAAACAAAAACCCACAAAUUCUGACAAACUCCAAGCAUUGAUUAUGCAAGAAUGGGCUGCCAUCAGUCAGGAUGUGGCCCAGAAGCUAAUUGACAGCAUGCCAGGGCGGAUUGCAGAGGUCUUGAAAAAGAAGGGUCAACACUGCAAAUAUUGACUCUUUGCAUAAACUUAAUGUAAUUGUCAAUAAAAGCCUUUGACACUUAUGGAAAGCUUGUAAUUAUACUUCAGUAUAACAUAGUAACAUCUGACAAAAAUAUCUCAUAACACUGAAGCAGCGAACUUUGUGAAGACCAAUACUUGUGUCAUUCUCAACUUUUGACCACGACUGUACACUAUACAGUGUAUUCGGAAAGUAUUCAGACCCCUCGACUUUUCCACAUUUUGUUACGUUACAGCCUUAUUCUAAAAUUGAUUAAAUUGUUUUCCCCCUCAUCAAUCUACACACAAUACCCCAUAAUGACAAAGCAAAAACAGGUUUUUAGACAUUUUUGCAAAUGUAAAAAGAAAAAGAAAAACGGAAAUAUCGCAUUUACAUAAGUAUUCAGACCCUUUACUCAGUAUUUUGUUGAAGCACCUUUGGCAGCGAUUACAGCUUCGAGUCUUCUUGGGUAUGACGCUACAAGCUUGGCACACCUGUAUUUGGGGAGUUUCUCCCAUUCUUCUCUGCAGAUCCUCUCAAGCUCUGUCAGGUUGGAUGGGGAGCGUCGCUGCACAGCUAUUUUCAGGUCUCUCCAGAGCUGUUCAAUCAGGUUGAAAUCCGGGCUCUGGCUGGGCCACUCAAGGACAUUCAGAGACUUGUCCCGAAGCCACUACUGCGUUGUCUUGGCUGUGUGCUUAGGGUCGUUGUCUUGGUGGAAGGUGAACCUUCGCCCCAGUCUGAGAUCCUGAGCGCUCUGGAGCAGGAUUUCAUCAAGGAUCUCUCUGUACUUUGCUCCGUUAAUCUUUUCCUCGAUCCUGACUAGUCUCCCAGUCCCUGCCGCUGAAGAACAUCCCCACAGCAUGAUGCUGUCACCACCGUGCUUCACCGUAGGGAUGGUGCCAGGUUUCCUCCAGACGUGACACUUGGCAUUCAAUCUUGGUUUCAUCAGACCAGAGCAUCUCGUCUGAGUCCUCAAGGUGCCUUUUGGCAAACUCCAAGCGGGCUGUCAUGUGCCUUUUACUGAGGAAUGGCUUCCGUCUGGCCACUCUACCAUAAAGGCCUGAUUGGAGGAGUGCUGCAGAGAUGGUUGUCCUUCUGGGAGGUUCUCCCAUCUCCACAGAGGAACUCUGGAGCUCUGUCAGAGUGACCAUCGGGUUCUUGGUCACCUCAGUGACCAAGGCCCUUCUCCCCUGAUUGCUCGUGUGGCCGGGUGGCCAGCUCUUGGAAGAGUCUUGGUGGUACCAAACUUAUUCCACUUAAGAAUGAUGGAGGACACAGUUUUCUUGGGGACCAAUGCUGCAGACAUUUUUUGGUACCCUUCCCCAGAUCUGUGCCUCGACACAAUCUUGUCUCGGAGCUCUACGGACAAUUCCUUCAACCUCAUGGCUUGGUUUUUGCUCUGACUUGCACUGUCAACUGUGGGACCUUAUAUAGACAGGUGUGUGCCUUUCCAAAUCAUGUCCAAUCAAUUUAAUUUACCACAGGUGGACUCCAGGGUGGGGUGUUGUCCAGUGCCCUCUCAUGGUGUGACCCCUGACUCCUAGGCGGUGAAGGAGCUCCAGACAUCGGCCAGAAUCCUGCUGAAGGCCAUGAUCGAGGCAGUCUGAGAGAAUGUGGAUGAGGAGGAGAGCGCAAUCAGCACUAUUUUCAACAACGUGCAGGUGAACUGACACAGUCAUCGUCCAUUUUGAAAAACUGCUCCCCGGGAGCUGAUGACGUGGACAUUACAGACGCUCUUAUCCAGAGCAACUUACAGUUAGUGUGUGCAUACAUUUUCAUACUGGCCCCCCAUGGGAAUCGAACCCACAACCCUGGCGUCGCAAACGCCAUGCUCUACCAACUGAGCUACAGAGGGCCACAUUAGGUUAAGAGGGCCACAUGGAUUAAGGCAGCCCCCCGCACCUCUCUGAUUCAGAGGGGUUGGGUUAAAUGCGGAAAACUGUUGUGCAAUUUCCUUCUAUUUUCUCAAUCAAUCAAUGUUGUCGUUGUUUUGUUUAUGCAGUUCCAAAAAUGUGUUUAAAUUUUACCACAAGGUGUCACUCUUCAAGUCCUAUCUCCAAAAGUAGCCUAAGGUUCAAUACCUUGCACAACAUUAUAUUAGAGCAACAUUUGAUUGAAUUAUACUGGAUACAGUUGUAAUGCUCAAGUAGUGCUUUUCAUUUACAAACUUAACUGAGAGGAAAUUUACGUAAAUUAGUUUUGGUUGGGAAAGUAUUCAUAAGAGUACAGUUAAUUUCAUCUUGAGAGAUUUGCAAUGCAAUUAAAUGACCCAGAUAAUAUCGUCCUCUUUUGAAGGAAAAACUGGCAGAAAGAAAAAAGAUUAUCCUGAAAGCAGUGCAAAGGUGAACAUUUAUUUUGCUUCAUGCUACCUUGCUUGAAAAUCAUGUUUAUCAUGUAGCCCUAAUGUGUAGCCUAUGCUCAGAGAAACUGUGAAAUAUUUGACAUUUACCUGUCAUUGUUUGAAUGGGCCAUCCAAAUAGAGAUUCAUCCUCAAUGGUUGCCUCUAGCCAUUAAAAAUCACUAUAAACUCAAUUAACUCUCAAAGCAGGAAGUCUUGCCACAGACAGACGGGUGCGUCUCAAAUGCCAACAUAUUCCCUUUAUAGUGCACUACUUUUGACCAGAAGUAGCGCACUAUAUAGGAAAUAGUGUGACAUUUGGGUGCACAAGACUUCCUGUUUUGAGAGUUCAUUAGAGUGUUCAAAACCCAGAGAUAUUGAACAGCCUAAUGGCUCGUCUAAUGCCUGCCUAAUAUGUAUCCUAUUCCACAUUUAUAUAUAGAUCCUACUGGGAGAUUAAGGUAUCCAUGGCAGCAGACCAAUAUAGAUAAAAUCCAAAUGAAUAAUAAUGUGUCAGGACCAGCUACAUCAGGCUUGCCUGGCAACACUUUCAACCCAGUAGUAAAUGAGAACAGCUGUCUCAUCUGGCUGCACUCUUACCCACUCUCCAGGUAAUGUCCUGUCUAUGGUAUGCCUGUUUAUCCUGGAGUUGUGAUACAUGUUGCCUAUUUUUAGAAUGUCUUAUUCACAGUGCCCGACUGUAUUUGUAAUCCUAAUGGAUGUUCCAUCUUGAGCAGGUGUAAUAUAAUCAACUCAAGCCAAUGUUCUCCUCCACCUUGCCCUUCCCUUCUCUACGAUCAUCUGGUCACUUGUUCAGCCUUCCUAAAUUCAGCUAACAAGUUUGAGUUUCUUGAUAUGUAAGUAGAGUGUAGUAUGAUGCAUUAAGCCCAAUAUGUUUCUAUGAAUCCAGAAGGGCACAAACCAAACUGUGAGUCAUAUUUCACCCCUACCAUAAAGAAAUUGUGCAGACCUACACGCUCAAAGGGAAAAUGUAAUCAGCUUGUUACUGAUGUUCCCAAUGAGUGAAACUUCAACAUUCAAGACAGUAUGCUUAUACUUUCCAAAUAUGCUCUUGUCGUGUUCUGAAAUAGUCAGCAGAAAAUGAGGACACCCCUACUUGAUGUGCAAAAUGUUAUGUCAAUAUAUUUAUUUGUUCAUUGUUUUGUGUAACUGUCCCUCUGUCUCCUCAGCCUGUAGUCAUCCCUGUCCGUGCCCUGCCACUCCCCUGCCAUCAGUGACAUGUCCCUGGGUUCAUCCGUGGUGCGGAAGCCCACCGCAAUAUCAUCACCAAGGUCCUCCUGGUAGAGAGUGGGGAGACUCCCGUUUACCGAGCACUGUCGCAACUAUGAGAACAGCUGCAGGGUGAGUGAGCUUCGACAACACUUUACUGUACAACUCUGAUACGCAUUGUUACGACAUUACUGAGGGCUUUCACAGCCAAUCACAGUGUUUUUGUAUGUGUAUUUGAAAUACGUGUCAUGAAAAGACCUUCCUGUGUUUUCCUUACUGUGUCCAGACGCUGCAGACAUCCAUUCAGCAGCUGAAGGACUAGGUGCAGGAGACCCACAGGGAUCUGACCAAGCACCCCUCCCUCAUCAAGACAGACACCAUGGGAGACAUCCUGGAUACCUCCGUGCAGAUGGACAGACAUAUCUCCUGCAGUGGAACUCAUGA
Coregonus sp. 'balchen' is the source of this 5097-nucleotide messenger RNA. Lineage: Eukaryota; Metazoa; Chordata; Actinopteri; Salmoniformes; Salmonidae. The record is from the annotation of a GenBank genome assembly.